AUGGCAACCCAACAAUCUCCUAAUAUUACUCUUUAUACUGACGCAGUUCCUUACGGAAUAAAAGUUAGCAUUGUUCUUGAAGAAUUAGGAAUUCCUUAUAAAGUUAAAGAAAUUUCUAUUGAAAAGGGAGAACAAAAGAACCCCGAAUUUUUGAAAAUCAAUCCAAAUGGAAAAGUUCCUGCUAUCACGGAUCAUGAUUUUAAUGUAUUUGAAAGUGGUGCUAUUUUGAUUUAUAUUUGUGACAAUUACGAUCAUAAAGGUAAAUUAUUGCCAAAGGAUCCCAAGUCAAGAAGUCAAGUUAUACAAUGGCUUAUGCUCCAAUUGAGUGAACAUGGACCUAUGCAAGGAGAAGCUAACUAUUUUAAUAGUUUCUCAUCAGAAAAUGUUCCAUAUGCCAUUCAGCGAUAUACCAAUGAAACCAAACGACAUUUCAAACUCUUGGAUGAUGCCUUGGAAGGGAAGGAGUAUUUAGUUGGAAAUAAGUAUACUUUAGCAGAUAUUGCAUAUUUUUCUAUGGUUAAGUUCCAUCAAAUUAGUGGAAUCAAAACUUUAAAUGAUUAUCCAAAUUUGACAGCUUGGCUGGCUCGUAUUGAUGCUAAACCUGCUACUAAAAAAGGUAUAGAUGUACCUAAUAAUUCCCUUAGAGAAAUGGUUGAGAAACCUGAAAAAUUGGAAGAAUUAUGUCAAAAGGUUAAAGCUAUGGUUAAACAACGAGAAGAUGAAGAAAAAGGAAAAUAA
Funneliformis geosporum is the source of this 738-nucleotide messenger RNA. Lineage: Eukaryota; Fungi; Glomeromycota; Glomeromycetes; Glomerales; Glomeraceae. The record is from the annotation of a GenBank genome assembly.